CUUGCCGGAAUACAGGUGCGAUAAAAACAGGACGACACGAAAGCCUGAGGAAAAGUUGAGCUGCUUUGAAAGAAAACCUCCAGUCGAAGGUCCGGCCUGCGGUACCACGUCUACAAAUCUGCACCGAGAGUCUGCGGCCUCUGAAGUGCUUGGAGAGAGUUGUGUGGGCUGCUGCGGAGGAGCACUCGGGCAGAGAAGACUCACCAAGCCUUACAGAGUCCAGAGGGAAGAUGAUACAGCGGCUAACGGGGAGGAUGAUUUUUCUGGCUUUUCUUGUCAGUUUUGUGGCGUGUAACGCCCCGCCGGUGCCGUUAGAUGACAUCGUCGUGGAAAAAACGUUCACGCCUGAGAAAUGCGACCGGGCCGUGCAGCCGGGGGAUUUCGUCCGGUAUCACUACAACGGCAUGUUCCCUGACGGCAAGAAGUUUGAUUCCAGUUAUGAUCGUGGCACCACGUACAAUGUGUUUGUUGGCCGGGGUCAGCUUAUUGCCGGAAUGGACAAAGCAUUAGUGGGCAUGUGUGUGAAUCAGAGAAGUCUUGUCAAAAUCCCUCCAGAGCUGGCCUACGGGAAGAACGGCUAUGGUGACAUCAUCCCUCCUGAUUCAAUCCUGCACUUUGACGUGCUGAUGCUGGAUGUCUGGAACCCAGAAGAUAAGGUGCAGAUUCAGACUUAUUACAAGCCAGAGAAAUGUGGCCGCACUGUGGAGGUCUCUGACUAUGUGCGCUACCACUACAAUGGCACUCUGCUUGAUGGCACGUUGUUUGACUCCAGUCACACACGCAUGAGGACCUAUGAUACGUAUGUGGGGAUUGGCUGGCUGAUUGCUGGUAUGGACCAGGGGCUACUGGGAAUGUGUGUGGGAGAAAAACGUAUCAUCACCAUGCCUCCCUCACUUGGCUAUGGAGAACAUGGAGAUGGCAGUGAUAUCCCUGCUCAGGCUUCUCUGGUGUUUGAUGUGGUUCUGUUGGACCUUCAUAACCCCAAAGAUGAAAUCACAGUGGAGGUCCAGAGUCUUCCAGACUCCUGCCCUCGUAAAAGCAAAGAGGGAGACUUCAUGCGCUAUCACUACAAUGGGACACUGCUGGAUGGAACCUUCUUUGACUCCAGUUACUCAAGGAAUCGUACCUAUGACACAUACAUUGGGAAAGGCUAUGUGAUUGCUGGGAUGGACCAAGGUCUUCUGGGUGUGUGUGUCGGAGAGCGCAGGAGGAUCACCAUCCCGCCUCACCUCGCGUAUGGAGAGGAGGGGACAGGCACUAAGAUCCCUGGCUCUGCUGUGCUGGUCUUUGAUGUCCAGAUCAUUGACUUCCAUAACCCAUCUGAUACAGUGCAGAUAACCAAAGAAAAGCCAGAGCAGUGCGGCUACUCCACCAAACGCGGGGACUUUGUCAAAUACCACUACAAUGCCUCGCUUUUGGACGGCACUUACAUCGACUCCUCGCACAAAUAUGGGAAGACAUAUGACGUGGUUUUGGGAGCAGGACAGGUAAUUCCAGGCAUGGAGCAGGGUCUCAUGGAAAUGUGUGUGGGGGAGAAACGCACAUUGGUUGUGCCUCCUCACCUCGGCUAUGGAGAGAGAGGAGUGGAUGGGGAGGUCCCUGGCAGUGCAGUGCUGGUGUUUGAUAUUGAGCUGAUUGGCGUUGAGGAGGGUCUUCCUGAGGGUUACAUGUUUGUAUGGAAUGAAGAUGUGUCACCCGACCUUUUCAAGGAAAUGGACAGAAACAAGGACUUAGAAGUGGACCCCAGUGAGUUCUCAGACUACAUCCAGCACCAGGUGAAUGAAGGCAAAGGUCGCCUGGCCCCUGGUUUUGAUCCACAACGAAUCAUAGAAAGCAUGUAUCAUAACCAAGACCGCAACAAGGAUGGGAAAAUCACUGAGGAGGAGUUCAAACUGAAAGCAGAAGAAGCAGCUGCUCAUGAUGAACUAUGAGGACACACUCAGGGAUGAGAGGAAUGGGAUUGGAUGUGUGUGUAGUUAUUAUAAUGUGUGGGAGGGGAUAAUUAUGAUGGUAAGUUUGGCAGUGUGUGUUUGCAGUGCUGUUUGGGAUGUAUGUUGACAUGUAUAUGAGAGGUUCUUGUGUGUUUGAAUAGGAUUCUGUGUGUGUGUGUGUGUGUGUGUGUGUGUGUGUGUAUGUAUGUGUAUGUUUAUGUGUGAAAUGAUAUGUGAGAUUUUUAGCACAACCUUUGAGAGUGUAAGAGUGCUGGAAAUAUGUAUGUGACUUUUUACAAAAAAGACCCCUUUUAAUAAACACAUUCCAAACCCCA
Messenger RNA from Colossoma macropomum (tambaqui), 2266 nucleotides. It is a transcript of the gene fkbp9, whose product is annotated as FKBP prolyl isomerase 9. NCBI's taxonomy places the organism in Eukaryota, Metazoa, Chordata, Actinopteri, Characiformes, Serrasalmidae. The transcript is spliced from 10 exons. Gene Ontology annotation, molecular function: peptidyl-prolyl cis-trans isomerase activity; calcium ion binding. The record is from RefSeq and is a predicted model, not a curated record. Bases 231 to 1931 code for a protein of 566 amino acids.